This is a messenger RNA of Aspergillus ochraceoroseus IBT 24754, 1224 nucleotides long. Its product is annotated as alpha/beta hydrolase. Gene Ontology annotation, biological process: regulation of lipid storage. Gene Ontology annotation, cellular component: endoplasmic reticulum. The transcript is spliced from 2 exons. The record is from RefSeq and is a predicted model, not a curated record. Lineage: Eukaryota; Fungi; Ascomycota; Eurotiomycetes; Eurotiales; Aspergillaceae. The coding region runs from base 1 to 1224 and encodes 407 amino acids.
AUGGCCAUGACACACUGGUAUAGCCAAACUGUCGAGAAUCUCUCCGACUCCCUGGUAAACUACCGAUCUCAAUUUCCCCUGCUUGCUGCAGCAGGGGUUUCAUUGAGCGUAGGUUUUCUGCUCCGUUCCCUUCUUUCCGACAGACACCUCGAAGGGCCCAUACUUCACUCCCCUCUUACUUCCGCGAAGUCGUCCGCACCAGGGGUGGACCUUCCGUUGGACGUGCUCCCAGGUGCGCGAGAUGUGCAGACCCCAUAUGGGUCAAUACGUGUUUACGAAUGGGGCCCCGAGGAUGGCCCCAAGGUCUUGUGUGUCCACGGAAUCACCACGCCUUGUAUAGCACUAGGCGGACUGGCACAUGCCUUGGUUGAUCGAGGCUGCCGAGUGAUGUUAUUCGACUUGUUUGGAAGAGGUUAUUCUGAUUGCCCUUCCAACCUCCCCCAAGAUGAACGUUUAUUUGCCACUCAGAUCUUCCUAGCUUUGAGUUCUUCCAAGAUCUCAUGGACUGGAGCUGGCUCUGGCAAAUUUUGCCUAGUUGGUUACUCCCUAGGGGGUGGUAUAGCGGCAUCUUUCGCAUCUUUCUUCCCCCAGCUUCUAUCUAGCCUCGUCUUAAUUGCCCCUGCAGGGUUAAUUCGCGACUCCCAGAUCAGCUUCCAGUCCCGACUUCUUUAUUCGGGUGGCUUCAUCCCAGAGCGCGUGCUGGGCUACCUUGUCGGCCGUCGUCUGCGCGCGGGUCCUCUGUCUUCUCCCAAGCCCAAGCACGAAAAGCUCAGUGCGGAAGAUGCCUUGGCUGAAGAACUCCCUUCGCAAGGGGCCGCUGAGGUUCAGGUACUUUCUCGCUCGUACCCCCACGUCACUGUUCCAUCUGCUGUACUGUGGCAAGUGAACCAUCAUCACGGCUUUGUUCACUCCUUUAUGUCGAGCAUGCGCCAUGGGCCGAUCUUGGCCCAACGCCAACGCGAAUCCUGGGAACGUCUUGGCAAGUUUCUAUCCACACAAGCGAAACUCACACCCGAGGAGCAAAGCGCCAAUGGGCUUCCAAGUGACAAGGUUCUAAUCUUAUGUGGUGAAAACGAUCCAAUCAUUGUCAAGGGCGAGCUUGUCCCUGACGCCACUUCCGCCCUCCAAGGGAACGCAAAAUUCGUGUACUUCGAUGCGGGUCAUGAGUUCCCAAGUACGAAAUACGAAGAAGUAGCAGAGCAUGUGUUUGAGUUGUUAAAUUGA